This is a messenger RNA of Podarcis muralis (Common wall lizard), 3819 nucleotides long. It is a transcript of the gene EML2, whose product is annotated as EMAP like 2. The record is from RefSeq and is a predicted model, not a curated record. Gene Ontology annotation, molecular function: microtubule binding. Gene Ontology annotation, cellular component: mitotic spindle. Lineage: Eukaryota; Metazoa; Chordata; Lepidosauria; Squamata; Lacertidae. Gene Ontology annotation, biological process: microtubule cytoskeleton organization.
AGCGCGAGCAGGGAGGAAGCGAUGCUUCCCUCCCCAAAACCGGAUAUCUCCUUCUUGAGGCGCGCCGCAACUUUUCUCCGUUCCUGCCAUACCGGGUGGGGAGUUUCCUCCCCUCCCUGUCACUCUUAAAGCCACAGGUGCCCUACCAGCGCGUCUACACGCGCACAGCAGGAUUCACACGUGCACGGCCAUCACGCAUCUUAAGCCAUCCCUCGGAGCGGAACGGCUCUCGGCCCGCUAGUUGAGCCGGGGCGAAACGGCGCCUGCUUCUCGCUUGCGCUCCGUGGGAAAAACGUCCGGUUUUUUCCCAGGCGUCUGAAACAGCGCGGCCCUUCUCCCCGCCGCCUCCUCCAGCGCCGGUCCCCAGCACGUAGAGGGUUAAAGAAAGGCCCCGGCCCGGGGGAGGGAAAGUGAAAGCCAGGAAGGAGGGGAAAGUUGGAAAGUUUCCCGCCCGGGCCCCAUUGCUCCGCCGCAUCCCCCGGGACGCGCCUUGCAGUUAGUUGCCUUGCAGUUCCAGGCAGCCCGGGCAGGAAUCCUCCCCAUCGCUGCUCGGAAGAAGCCUCCCUCUCCGCCUGCGGAAUAUCAAAUAUAAAGAGCAGGAGCCCCUUUCCCCCAGCCUAAGAGCAAAGCCAGGGGCAUCCACCAUGAAGAAGGCGGCAGGCAGCCUCAGCCCCAGCAAACCUAAAGAAUCCACCUUCAGCGCUGAGGAUGGUUACGUGAAGAUGUUCCUGCGGGGGCGGCCCAUCCCCAUGUUUGUCCCCGAUGCUGUCGUCGCCACCUACAGCCUCGAUGCCAAGCUGGACCUGCCCCAUAAGAAGCUGAAGCUGGACUGGGUCUAUGGGUAUCGGGGCCGCGACUGUCGCGCCAACCUUUUCCUGCUGCCCACGGGGGAGAUCGUGUAUUUCGUGGCUGCCGUGGCUGUCCUCUACAACGUGGAGGAGCAGCGCCAACGCCACUACCUGGGCCACAAUGAUGACAUCAAGUGCCUGGCUGUGCACCCUGACAUGGUCACCAUAGCAACUGGGCAGGUGGCCGGGACUUCGAAAGAUGGCAAGCCUCUGCCUCCCCACGUUCGGGUCUGGGACUCUGUGAGUCUGAAUACGCUCCACGUGCUGGGCCCUGGGCCCUUCGACCGAGCCGUGAGCUGCGUGGGAUUCUCAAAGUCUAACGGCGGAGGACUCUUAUGUGCUGUUGAUGACUCCAAUGACCACGUACUCUCUGUGUGGGACUGGCAAAAGGAGCAGAAGCUAGCAGACGUGAAGUGCUCCAAUGAGUCUGUGCUGGCCGCAACUUUCCACCCUACGGAGCCGACACUUCUCAUUACCUGCGGGAAAUCUCACAUCCACUUCUGGACGCUGGAGGCAGGCAGCCUCAGCAAGAGGCAGGGCAUUUUCGAGAAACACGAGAAGCCCAAAUAUGUCCUGUGUGUGGCUUUCACAGAGAACGGGGACACUGUGACUGGAGAUUCCGGGGGGAACCUCUACAUUUGGGGAAAAGGGGGCAACAGGAUUUGCCACGCGGUGCCAGGAGCCCACGAAGGGGGCAUCUUUGGCUUGUGCGUGCUGCGGAACGGGACCAUCGUCACGGGAGGCGGCCGGGACCGCAGAGUCGUGCUCUGGGGACGGGAUUACCAGAAGCUGCAGGAGAACGAGGUGCCUGAGGGAUUUGGGCCAGUGCGCACCAUUGCGGAGGGAAAGGGCGACUCCCUCUUUGUGGGCACCACCCGCAACUCAGUGCUCCACGGAUCGUUGGCGACUGGCUUCUCCCUCCUAGUGCAGGGACACACGGAAGAACUUUGGGGCCUGGCCACCCACCCGGCUUUGGACCAGUUCCUGACCUGCGGGCAAGACAAGCAGGUUCACCUGUGGAGCGUGGCCACCCACCAGCCCCUGUGGAGCAAGGGGAUCGAGGACGCGGCUCGCUCGGCUGGAUUCCAUCCCAGCGGCUCUGUUCUAGUGGUGGGCACCGUAACUGGCAGGUGGCUGGUGCUGGACACGGAGACCCGAGAUCUGGUGACCAUUCACACGGAUGGAGGGGAGCCCAUUUCUGUGGUCAGCUUCUCCCCAGAUGGCAAAUACCUGGCCCUGGGCUCCCACGACAACUUUGUCUACAUCUACCUGGUUUCUGAGGGUGGCAGGAAGUAUGGGCGUGUCGGCAAGUGUUCGGGCCACUCCAGUUUCAUCACCCAUCUGGACUGGGCCUUUGACAGCAGCUGUUUGGUCACCAAUUCUGGUGAUUACGAAAUCCUGUACUGGGACCCCUCCACCUGCCGCCAGAUCACCAGCGCUGAGGCCGUCCGCAACAUGGACUGGGCCACGGCCACCUGCGUCCUGGGCUUUGGGGUUUUUGGGAUCUGGCCGGAGGGUGCGGACGGCACCGACAUCAACGCCGUCUGCCGCUCCCACGACGGGAAGCUCCUGGCGUCUGCUGACGACUUCGGCAAAGUGCACUUGUUCUCCUACCCUUGCUGCCAGCCGCGGGCCCCCAGCCACACGUACAACGGCCACAGCAGCCACGUCACCAACAUUGCCUUCCUCCACGAUGACAGCCUGCUGCUCUCCACCGGUGGGACCGACACCAGCAUCCUCCAGUGGCGACUCGUUUAGGGGAAGGGCAGGGGGGGCAAGCGGGGCUUUUCCCCUCCCAGGGGGAGGGAACGGGGCAACGAGUAGGGUUGGGGGUGGGGUUGGAUCCUAUUAAACACUUUUUUGAGGUUGGGAGUGACAGCAAUGUGUCGUGGGGGGGGAAUUGUGGAAAGAGGAAGAUUUAAAGAGAGGAUACGGCGGAGCUAUAUUUUACAGACAUCUCUAUAUGAAUAAUGAUAAUAUAUAUCCAGAUCUAUCUCUAUAUAUCUAUAUUUAAAGGCUGAAGGUUGCACAGGCUGAGAAUGUGACGGUGUUGGCGGGGGGGGGGCCUAUUCCCAAAUUGUGAGGCAGCCCCUGCUCCCCUCCUUAAAGAAAUCACGGAGGGAGAAGCUGCCACCCGCAGAUUUCGCUCUCCUCCCCAGACUAUGGAUGUCAAGCAGUUUGAGACCUGCUUUGACUGGCGAGGCUUUUGAUUCCAGCUCCCUCAAUCUCCCCCAUUCCCUAUCCCACUCAGAGCUUUGCAAAGAGGCAUUGAGUGAGGGAGCCAAGAGUCCUUUUUUUGCUUUUCCGGACAUCCUUCUCCUCCUCCAUGAAUUUGCUCAUCUUCCUUUGAAGCCACCUGUAUCCCUCCAUCACAUUCCCCGAAUCGGUGCUUUGGAGAAGGGCUUUCUCUCACCUGCCCUGGGUUUUCAUGCAAAAUGGGCCUUGCCCCCCACUUUAUGUGUGCAGCCAUGAAUUAAGACGGCUGCCCUUUCGCGCCACGACAUCGGACUUGGCCAGGCUUCCCUAACUGGCUGGGGGAUGGUGGGAAAUUGUAUAUUCCUAAACUGACGGAGGGCGUCAGGUUGGAGAUGGGUGAAUAGCAAUAUUGGGAGCAGAGGAAUCCCUUGUCGCUGUCUGAAUCAGAGGAAAAGGAGAGGCGUCCUGGGGAGCUAAGUCUGAGGGCAUGGAGACAACAUAGUCUCCUUUUUUAAAACUCCCAACAGAGUCACAUUUUCAGCCCAGGUUGGCGGUAUUUUGCACUGGACAUAUUGAUGGUUUGGGGACGGGGUUGGGGGCACGCGUUUUUGGCAAUUUCAGGGCACGACGAGGAGCAGGAAGGUGGAAGGGGAGGGGCAAAGCAUGUCUGUCUGUCUGUCUUCUGUAUUUUCCAAAGAAAAUGUGGCAGAGCUUAGAAAGCUGUUUAAUAAGAAUACGACAAUAAAAAGAGACCUAACAACGCACACACACACAC